Rhea pennata is the source of this 2669-nucleotide messenger RNA. RefSeq names its product zinc finger protein 830 (gene ZNF830). The coding region runs from base 1 to 1071 and encodes 356 amino acids. NCBI's taxonomy places the organism in Eukaryota, Metazoa, Chordata, Aves, Rheiformes, Rheidae. The transcript has 10 exons. Gene Ontology annotation, molecular function: zinc ion binding; nucleic acid binding. Gene Ontology annotation, cellular component: spliceosomal complex; nucleus. Gene Ontology annotation, biological process: nuclear DNA replication; mitotic DNA damage checkpoint signaling; mitotic DNA replication checkpoint signaling. The record is from RefSeq and is a predicted model, not a curated record.
AUGGCGGCGGGUGGGGUGGGCGCGGGGCGGAAGCAGGUGCGGCAGGAGGAGCUGCGGCGCCUCAUGCGGGAGAAGCAGCGGCAGAACGCGGGCAAGAAGCGGAUCGACUCGCCCUUCGCCAAGUACAACAGCCUGGGGCACCUGAGCUGCGCGCUCUGCAACGUGGCGGUCAAGAGCGAGCUGCUGUGGCAGACGCACGCGCUGGGCAAGCAGCACCGCGAGAGAGUUGCAGAGUUAAAAGGCACGAAACAGACAGCAGCUGGUUCAGCUGCUAGUACAUCAUCUCAUCCUGUCAAGAGGAAAAAUGAGGCAGAAAAUACAGAAUUAAAGAGAACGAAAGGUUCAGAUGACAAACCACACACGUCUACAUCUGGGCUACCAGCAGAUUUUUUUGAUGAAACAGAGCAAAACGGUGCAAAACAACAGCUUUCAAAGGGUCUAGGUCCUAGCUUAUUGUCAGGAAAUUAUGAUGAUGAUGAUGAACAGGAAGAUCACUCAAACAAAUCAUCUGUUACGCAUAAAACUGAAAUUCCACCUCCAGCUCAAGAAGUAAUAACUAAUUCUCUACCUACAGAUUUCUUUGACAGCAAAACUACGGCUGCACCUGUAGUUUCACAUUCAGGAUCCAUACAGAAACGAGAGAUACAAGAGAAGGUAGUGGAAAGGAAAGAAAACACAGCUGAAGCUUUACCAGAAGGGUUCUUCGAUGAUCCUGAAGUAGAUGCAAAAGUACGAAAAGUUGAUGCUCCAAAAGAUCAAAUGGACAAAGAAUGGGAUGAAUUUCAAAAGGCGAUGCGACAGGUCAACACAAUUUCAGAAGCAAUAGUGGCAGAAGAGGAUGAGGAGGGACGACUGGAUCGUCAGAUUGGAGAAAUUGAUGAGCAGAUUGAAUGUUACCGUCGUGUUGAGCUGUUGCGUAAUCGCCAGGAUCUGAUGAAGGAAAAAUUUAAAGAAGCCAUGAGAUUAAAAUCGACACAAGAGAAAGAGGAUGAGAGUAUGGAUAGCGAAGAUGAAGAAGAAUUGCAGGAUUUGCUCUCUCAGGACUGGCGGGUGAAAGGGACAUUGUUGUAGCAUUUCUGGAACAUGACUGAUACUCUCUUUACCUGUGAUGUUACUUCCAUUAUCAGAAGUGAGAUGUCUUUGUUUAAAAUAUUUAUUUAAAGAGGAUUGUGAGAUGGUAGAGAGCCAACUAUGGAAGAAAAAAAUCAUUGUGGAUCUACAAUGGUGUACUACAUGCUGUAAAAAACUGUAUAUUGCAGAUGUUUUAAGAUUGAAUGUAACUUUCCAAUUAAAAAUACUGAUUUCCUACCAGAGAUAUUUUAAUGGGAUUAAGAGUAACUUAGAAUCUCUAACAUUUUUGGACAUUAGAUGUGUACAGUAAGUUGGAGAUUUGUGUCAUUGUGUAUGGAAGUAAAGAACUAGCAGACGUGAUGGUAUUUUCCCCCAUGAUGGGGUGAAAUAAAGGAAAGCCUUAUGCAUUUAUAUUAUUUCAGAAGUUUUAAAACUCUCUUCCCUCUGACCCCAACAAAGUAUGCAAGUCUUUCUGGAUCUGUUACAGUUUCUCUGAUGUGUUUGGAUAUACCAAGCCCAGAAAUGCUGUGCAGCCUCUUCUCCAGUGUGUACUCUGUGAUCUGCCAAAAGAGGUAGGCAGUGCUGAAGACUUUUCUUUAUAGCAUUAAUCAUUUUGUUUAAUAAAGCUGUAGCAUGCCUCACACUUCUUAAACUGGUGGUAGGAAAACAGAGCAGUUACAUAUUUGACAUUUUAUUACCCUUUCAUUUAGUUAUGCAAGGAGAUAAGGUAUUGUCCUGGAAACUUUGCUAGGUAAAAUCAUUUAUUUAACUGUAAAUACUAGAUGUUUCUCUAAGGUAAAGAAGUACAUCUACAAUGAUUUCUGUUCUGCCAGACAGAGAAGUAAAAUUAAGAACCAACAAGCAGGACAAAACUAGGGCCCAGAAAGCAGAAACUAUCUUGAGCUUUGGUAAAUGCAAAGCAAAAAGCUUUUUCUAAACGUAUUAUUUUCCUUUGCAAAUACUAAAAAUGACAAACUUACUGAGUUACUGAGGGAUUUCAAAAAAUAGGAGACGUGAUUUAAUUUUUAUCACAAAGUGAAGUUGCGAAAGAAUAGCUUAAUAGUUCCUUCUUUUUCUUCCUAAAGUUUUAAAACAAGUUAGUCAUGUCCACAGGGAGGAAAAUGAGCUUUGCUAUUAAGAGAGAUACUCCGCUCAAAGGUGUUUAUUAAGUAAAUAAUUAAGGGGAAAUGUGUUGCAUACUGAAGCUAGAUGUUUAAUUUUCCUCCUUUCAAAGAAACACUUGUAUAAUGGGAGCCUUUUCCUUAUUGUGAGAUGCUGUUUUACCACUUCUGUUUUCCAUGAUCCUUGAAUCCAACUCGCUAUGUUUAUAAAACUGUCAAAAAAGCAAUAGUCUUUAAAAAUUUGGUGCAUCUGUUAUUCCCAUUCAUAUAUGCUGGCUGACAGCCUUGGUUUCUUGGUUAAUUUAAUAACUGCAGUGUUGAGUGAAAUAUUUUUUAGUAACACCUACUUACGUUUAUGGUUAAGAUAUCAACAUUUGUGAUUUAAUAAACAUUCACAUUAUUGAAACAAAUUAUGAUUUGACAAGUUAGAGAAAAUUAGUUGGGCCAAAACUGAAAUAAUAAAGGCACUUCCUGCUA